CUGGCAACAGUGGAUGCCGCCAAAUCGGCCGUCAUCUGUCAAAACUAACCUAACAAAACUUUAUGUAAAAAAAAACAAGCCAAGAUUUAUUUUUCAUUUACCAAUCAGGGGGCCGUUUAGUGAUCCUGCGAAAUGGCUGGCCUGGUCAAUAAGGAGGAGAUGAAGCAAUGUUUGAAAGAUGCAAAUAUCUACGAGGACAAUCUAUCUGACGACUUGAUAUCGCAGUAUUAUAAGGCGAUCAAAAACUCUGAGAGCUCGCUAAUCGGGGAAACUAAAGUGGAGGAGGGCACAAAAAGCCUGAACGAUAGUGCCAAUGAGCUUCUCGAAGCCAUCAACAAUUCCGAGUCGGUCGCCCCGACAAAGAAACGGCGAUUAUUUGAAAAGAAUUUGGACAAUGAUGAGGAAUCGCUGGAUGGCUUGAGCCCCGACAGUUUCGAACAGGCCAAGCCCAAGCCCAUUGAGGACGAGGCGAAUAACAACUAUAAUCAUGCCACAGACGUAAAGGCGAAAAAAGUCCAAAAAUCCAGUCGCGUUAUGGACAUCGACAAGAUCACAUUCAACGAGAUGCCGAAAAGCAGCAACCGAAACACGCUCCGGAUAGUUCCACAUGAGCCGCAAUACAUCAGCGUUCAAAACAGCCGCCAGUUUCUGGACGCUGAUCUACAAACGCGCGUGAAAUUGCUUACGGAGUACCACUCUGCUGUGGCCCAAUUGAGUGAAGACUUUGCGAGAACAUUGCCCAAUAUGGCCCCAAAGCUGAAACCGAUUACAGCAGUGAACCACAAUUUGCUGGUCAAUCCCGUCUUGUCUGCCCUAAAGGAGGACAAAGCCCUCGGCGUGACUGAAACCUAUGUGAGUCGAUCGGGCCGAAUGACUAAGAGAAAGGUGUACAGUGAUGAUUAUGAAGCAACAACCGAAGAGUUUUCAGUGCCGCAUAAAAAGUCGAAGAAUGACGACACUUGGGGGGUGAAGGCGCCUAUCAAGAAGAGCAAUGCGAGAAAAGGGGAAAGCAGUGAGGCGCUGUCCAGUAGCAGUGCAGAAGAUGCAUGCACGACCAAACAGUAUUCGAGGCCGAAACGGGGCGAAUCGCCUGAUAGCAGUCAGGAUGUCGUGGCAGUGGAUGAAGCAGGACGAUCGCUGGGAAAAAGCAAGGACGUUUCGGGAACGCCAAAAUCGCGCAUUUACCAAAAGAGGCAGCUGUCCAACCAGGAAAUCAUCGCCAGGAGUACACUGUUCAAGAACUUGGACACCACCCCAAAGAGGGGCCGAGUGGCCACUAUUUUACAUGCAGCUAGAGAAAAAGAGGAGAAUCGCCGCCGGGAAGAGGACGAAAUGAGCAAAUUCGCCGACUCGUUAGAUGCACAGUCGGUGGAUGGCGACGCGGAUGAAGAUGAAAUCCUCGAUUCGGAACACGUGGAAGAUAGUGAUGUGGAGGUGGUCGAAAAGAGGCGAGUGAUACCCAGGUUACCCAUCCGCCGCAGCCCCAUUUGGGGCAAAAAGGGGGCCAUCGACACAGUUGCAGAAACAGCAAUAAACGUGGCCAGGAAACUCAACUUGCCGCAAAUAACCAGCCCGUUGGCCAAUGGAGCGAACCGAAACUCUCUCCUGCCUAAAAGGGCGUUGAACAAUAACAGCAGCCGAGCAGAGGUGCCCGUAUCGACGACGCCCAAGAGCAAAAGCAAGCAAAACUUGGCAAUCUGCCCCCUUUGCUCGAUGUCUUUUCCACGCAGGGAGAUUGAGGAACACGCCUCCACUUGUGGGGAGGAUAUGUUUCCCCAAAGUUCGCAGCCCCAAAGGAUCACGUGCGAGGUCUGCGACGCUGUCGUUCCAUUCAGCACCAACUAUGAGGUCCACGUGAAGGAGUGCAUAGCGAAACGGAGCUCUCGAACUUAAUUAUUUAUUAUUAAAAUUGUAUUAUUUUUCUUUUUGUUAUUAAAUUUAAAUCAGAACGCG
This is a messenger RNA of Dendroctonus ponderosae (mountain pine beetle), 1953 nucleotides long. RefSeq lists its product as uncharacterized. The transcript is spliced from 8 exons. Lineage: Eukaryota; Metazoa; Arthropoda; Insecta; Coleoptera; Curculionidae. The record is from RefSeq and is a predicted model, not a curated record. The coding region runs from base 133 to 1893 and encodes 586 amino acids.